This is a messenger RNA of Castor canadensis (American beaver), 6391 nucleotides long. The record is from RefSeq and is a predicted model, not a curated record. Lineage: Eukaryota; Metazoa; Chordata; Mammalia; Rodentia; Castoridae.
AUGGAGCCGAUGGGCACUCUGUGGAAGGGGAAAGGGGCGGGCCGCAAGGGGCUGGGCUGCCAGGCCCGGCCCCGCUGGGCUGCAUGCGUAGGGCUGGGCACGAUUGCAUUGUGGGGAGGGAAGCUGGGGCUCACUCCUGACACAGUCAGCUGCUCCUCGGGCCCGCAGGUGGCCCACCCAGCCACCCAACCGGCUCAGCCAGGUGGCCGCAGUCACCUGCCGCCUGCCUUGCCCUGGAGCCCACUGCUGCUGCACACCGUGGAGGAGGCAGGGACCCCAGCCAGAGUGCCACUGCAACAUGGCCUUGAGUGCAGUGACCCCAGGAUGCCCUAUGACGCAUCCUCCGUUGGCUUUCCCCACUACCAUGCUGUACCUGGCACGACUUUUACCAGUCUCCAGGGGCGGGGCUGGGAGACACCACUGCUGAAUUCCUUAGUGGUCCCUGUGAUGGCUCCCUGGCCUCCCUUCAGCCUCCACCUCCUACUGCUGCUGCUACUGCCCUUCACUGGAGCCCAUCGCUUCUCUGCACCCAAUACAACCUUCAACCACCUGGCGCUGGCACCAGGCCGGGGCACACUCUAUGUGGGCGCAGUGAACCACGUCUUCCAGCUCAGCCCUGAGCUACAGAUCGAGGCUGUGGCUGUUACUGGCCCUGUCGUCGACAGUCCCGACUGCGUGCCUUUCCGUGACCCAGCUGAAUGUCCUCAGGCCCGGCUCACUGAUAAUGCCAAUCAGCUCCUGCUGGUGAGCAGCAGGGCCCAGGAGCUUGUGGCUUGCGGGCAGGUAAGGCAGGGUGUCUGUGAGAAACGGCGCCUUGGGGAUGUGGCUGAGGUGUUAUACCAGGCCGAAGACCCUGGUGAUGGGCAGUUUGUGGCCGCCAACACCCCAGGAGUGACCACUGUGGGUCUAGUGGUGCCCUUACCAGGCCGGGACCUCCUGCUGGUGGCCAGAGGCCUGGCAGGCAAGCUGUCGGCAGGAGUGCCACCCCUAACCGUACGCCAGCUGGCUGGGCUACAGCCCUUCUCCAGUGAGGGCCUGGGCCGCCUAGUGGUGGGCGACUUCUCAGACUACAACAACAGCUAUGUGGGGGCCUUUGCUGAUACCCACUCUGCCUACUUCAUCUUCCGCCGCCGAGGGGCCCGGACCCAGGCUGAGUACCGCUCCUAUGUGGCCCGUGUCUGCCUAGGGGACGCCAAUCUUUACUCCUAUGUGGAAGUGCCCUUUGCCUGCCAGGGCCAGGGCCUCAUCCAGGCUGCCUUCCUUGCCCCAGGCACCUUGCUAGGGGCAUUUGCCGCAGGCCCAAGUGGGGGACAAGGGGCCCUGUGCGCCUUUCCCCUGGCCAAACUGGACAGGAGCAUGGAGCAGGCCCGGCGACUUUGCUAUACAACUGGAGGUCGGGGCCCUAGCGGUAUGGAGGAAGCCACUGUGGAAUAUGGCGUCACGUCGCGUUGUGUUACCCUGCCCCCUGACUCCCCAGAGUCAUACCCCUGUGGUGACGAGCACACCCCCAGCCCCAUUUCUGGCCGCCAGUCUGUGGAGGCCCAGCCUCUGCUGCAGCUUGAGCAGCCCAUCAGCGCUGUGGCAGCCCUCCAGGCAGAUGGGCACACAAUAGCCUUUCUGGGGGACACCCAGGGCCAGCUAUAUAAGGUCUUUCUCAAUGGUUCCCAAGGCCAGGUGUACCACUCCCAGCAAGUGGGGCCUCCAGGCUCAGCCAUCAGUCCAGACCUGCUGGUGGACAGCAGUGGUAGGCACCUCUAUGUCCUGACUGCCCAACAGUUGGACCGGGUACCUGUGGCUGCCUGCCCCCAGUUCCCGGACUGUACCAGCUGCCUCCAGGCCCAGGACCCACUGUGUGGCUGGUGUGUCCUUCAGGGCAGGUGUACCCGAAAAGGCCAGUGCCUGCGGGCAGCCCAGCCAAACCAUUGGCUGUGGAGCUAUGAGGAGGACAGCCACUGUCUCCACAUCCAGAGCCUGCUGCCAGCCCACCACCCCCGCCAGGAGCAGGGCCAGGUCACCUUGUCUGUCCCCCGACUGCCCACCUUGGCUGUAGAUGAGUACUUCCAUUGCGCCUUUGGGGACUAUGACAGUUUGGCUCAUGUGGAAGGGCCCCAUGUGGCCUGUGUAACCCCUCCCCAAGACCAGGUGCCACUUAACCCUCCAGGCACAGACCAUGUCACCUUGCCCCUGGCCCUCAUGUUUGAGGAUGUGUCUGUAGCUGCCACCAACUUCUCCUUCUAUGACUGCAGCUCGGCCCAGGCCUUGCAGAUGGCCGCUCCGUGCCGCACCUGUGUAAGCAGCCUUUGGCGGUGCCACUGGUGCCCCCAGAGUAGCCGCUGCGUAUACGGAGAGCACUGUCCAGAGGGUGAGAGGACAGUCUACAGUGCCCAGGAGGUGGAUGUCCAGGUGCGUGGUCCGGAAGCUUGUCCCCAGGUUGAGGGCCUGGCAGGUCCCCACUUGGUGCCUGUGGGCUGGGAGAGCCAUUUGGCUCUGCGUGUUCAGAACCUUCAAUAUUUCCGAGGCUUGCCUGCCUCCUACUAUUGCUGGCUGGAGCUACCUGGAGAACUUCAGAGGCUACCAGCUUCCCUGGAAGAGACAACUGGGGGUGCAGGCCUCAUUCACUGCCAGGCCCAGCAGUUCCACGCCUCUAUGUCCCAGCGGGAGCUCCUAGUACCCAUCUACGUCACCCGGGGUGAGGUCCAACGACUGGACAACGCCCGCACUCUUCACGUGACCCUGUAUGACUGUGCUGUGGGCCACCCUGACUGCAGUCACUGCCAGGCAGCCAAUGAGAGCCUGAGCUGCCUGUGGUGCAGUGACGGCCAGCCUGCCUGUCGCUAUGGACCACUAUGCCCACCAGGGGCUGUGGAGCAGCUGUGUCCCACACCCAGAAUUGAUUCGAUUGAACCCCUGACCGGUCCCCCAGAAGGUGGCUUGGCCCUCACCAUCCUAGGCUCCAACCUGGGCAGGGCCUUUGCGGAUAUCCAAGAUGCUGUGAGCGUGGCUGGCCAGCCCUGCAGCCCCGACCCCUCUCUCUACCGCACUUCUGCCCGGAUUGUGUGUGUAACAUCUCCUGCCCCCAAUGGCAUGGCUGGGCCAGUCCAAGUGGCCAUUAAGAGUCGGCCACCUGGCAUCUCAACCCAGCACUUCACCUACCAGGACCCCAUCCUGCUGAGCCUGAGUCCUCAGUGGGGCCCCCAGGCAGGGGGCACCCAGCUCACCAUCCAUGGGCAGCACCUCCAGACAGGAGGCAACAUCAGUGCCUUUGUGGGUGACCAACCCUGUCCCAUCCAGGAGCCGGUGUGUCCUGAGGCCAUUGUGUGCCGCACCAUGCCCCAAGCAGUGCCAGGAGAAGCAGUGGUCCUUGUGGUCUUUGGCCAUGCCGAGCGCAGACUGCUCACCAGUCCCUUUCGCUACACUGCCAAUCCCCAGCUUGUGGCAGCAGAGCCCAGUGUCAGCUUCCGGGGGGGUGGGAGGCUGAUCCGUGUCAGGGGUACAGGCCUGGAUGUGGUGUGGCAGCCCCUUCUGUCUGUGUGGCUGGAGGCUGAGGCAGAGGUGAAAGCUUUAGGGGCCCAGUACCAGGACUUGAACCCAAGAAGGAGCUGCAGUGCCACUACUGUGGACCCCCAGACUUGUAUCCAGCUUGAAAGGGGCUUGCUACAGUGCUCCACGGUCUGCUCCAUCAACUCGUCCAGCCUCCUCUUGUGCCGCAGCCCUGCAGUACCAGAUGGAACCCAUCCAAAACGGGUGUUCUUUGCCCUGGACAACGUGCAUGUGGACUUCAGCAGCGCCAGUGGGGGCCAAGGCUUCUUGUACCAACCCAACCCACGCCUGGCCCCACUCAGUCGCGAAGGGCUCUCCCACCCCUACCGCCUUAAGCCAGGCCACGUCCUAGAUGUGGAGGGUGAGGGCCUCAACCUGGGAAUCAGCAAGGAGGAGGUGCGAGUGCACAUCGGUGACGGAGAGUGCCUGGUGAAGACGCUCACACUCACCCACCUGUACUGCGAACCACCUCCACGAGCCCCUCAGCCCACCAAUGGCUCCAGUGCUCUGCUGCAGUUCGUGGUGCAGAUGGGCAACGUGCGCUUGGCCCUGGGCCCUGUCCAGUACGAGGCAGAGCCCACGAUGUCUGCCUUCCCCGUGGAGGCCCAGGUGGGCCUAGGCAUGGGUGCUGCCGUGCUGAUCGCUGCCGUGCUUCUCCUCACCCUCAUGUACAGGCACAAGAGCAAGCAGGCCUUGCGGGAUUACCAGAAGGUGUUGGUGCAGCUGGAGAACCUGGAGAUUGGUGUGGGCGACCAGUGCCGCAAGGAGUUCACAGACCUGAUGACUGAGAUGACGGACCUCAGCAGUGACCUGGAGGCCAGUGGGAUCCCCUUCCUGGACUAUCACACAUACGCUGAGCGUGCCUUCUUCCCUGGCCAUGGUGGCUGCCCUCUGCAGCCCGAGCUUGAGGGGCCCGGGGAAGAGGGCCGUCGUGCCACUGUGUGCCAGGGCCUCACACAGCUCUCCAAUCUGCUCAACAGCAAGCUCUUCCUCCUCACACUCAUCCACACUCUGGAGGAGCAACCCACCUUCUCACAGAGGGACCGCUGCCAUGUGGCUUCACUGCUGUCCCUGGCGCUGCACAGCAAGCUUGAAUACUUGACUGACAUCAUGAGGACUCUGCUUGGUGACCUGGCAGCCCAUUAUGUACACAAGAACCCCAAGCUCAUGCUGCGCAGGACAGAGACCAUGGUGGAGAAGCUGCUUACCAACUGGCUGUCCAUCUGUCUCUAUGCCUUCCUGAAGGAAGUGGCUGGUGAACCACUGUACAUGCUUUUCCGAGCCAUCAAGUACCAGGUGGAUAAGGGCCCUGUGGAUGCUGUGACAGGCAAGGCAAAACGGACCCUGAAUGAUAGCCACCUGCUGCGGGAGGAUGUGGAGUUCAGACCCCUAACACUGAUGGUGCUGGUGGGCCCUGGAACUGGAGGGCUAGCAGGGAGCAGUGAGGUACAGCGAGUGCCAGCCCGAGUGCUGGACACGGACACCAUCACCCAGGUCAAGGAGAAGGUGUUGGACCAAGUCUGCAAGGGCACCCCCUUCUCCCAGAGGCCCUCAGUGCACGCCCUAGACCUUGAGUGGCGCUCAGGCCUGGCUGGUCAUCUAACCUUAUCAGAUGAGGACUUGACCUCAGUGAUUCAAAACCACUGGAAGAGACUCAACACCCUGCAGCACUACAAGGUCCCAGAUGGAGCAACUGUAGGGCUCAUCCCUCAGCUAAACAAUGGUGGCGUUGUCUCCCAGAGCGUGGCCCAGAGCUGCCCAUCUGGAGAAAACAUCCCCAUGCUGGAGGACGGCGAGGAAGGUGGUCUGCGUUUCUGGCACCUAGUAAAGGCCGCUGAGGAGCCAGAAGGGGCCAAAGCACGGCGCAGCAGCCUCCGGGAGCGGGAACGGGAGCGGGCACGGGCCAAAGCCAUUCCAGAAAUCUACCUCACCCGCCUGCUCUCCAUGAAGGGUACACUGCAGAAGUUUGUAGACGACACCUUCCAGGCCAUUCUCAGUGUGAACCGACCUGUGCCCAUCGCCGUCAAGUACCUGUUUGACUUCCUGGAUGAGCUGGCAGAGAAGCAUGGUAUCGAGGACCCGGAGACCCUGCACAUCUGGAAGACGAACAGCCUGCUGCUGCGGUUCUGGGUGAACACCUUGAAGAAUCCACAGCUCAUCUUUGAUGUGCGGGUGCCAGGCAAUGUGGACGCCAUCCUGGCUGUCAUUGCGCAGACCUUCAUUGAUUCCUGCACUAUCUCGGAACACAAAGUGGGCCGGGAUUCCCCGGUAAACAAACUGCUCUACGCCCGGGAGAUCCCUCGCUACAAGCAGAUGGUGGAGAAAUACUAUGCAGACAUUCGCCAGAGCUCUCCUGCGAGCUACCAGGAGAUGAACUCCACCCUGACUGAGCUGUCUGGGAACUACACCUCUGCUCCCCACUGUCUAGAGGCUCUGCAAGAACUCUACAACCAUAUCCAUAGGUAUUAUGACCAGAUCAUCAGUGCCCUGGAGGAGGACCCUGUGGCCCAGAAGAUGCAGCUGGCUUGUCGCCUGCAGCAGAUUGCUGCCCUGGUGGAAAACAAAGUGACUGACUUGUGAGCUUGGACCACAGUGGGCACCUGAGGCCAGCCAACUUAGCAGCAAGCAGAACUCAGCACCACAAGUGCCUUAUGACCCCUGGAUCAAGCCAGUGACUGAGGAGGGGCUGGCAGAGCCUGGGAGGUGUAGGGUACCCACCACCAAUCACCGCCAAGCUUAUUUCUAAUUUAUGUUGAUCCAUACUCCCUUCUCCCACUGUAUUUAUUUGCUUGCUGGAGAAUCACAUCUAGGAAUAAAAUAGAAAUACAUCUUUUUAGAAAAAGCCCAAUCU